AUGGCGACCUCCAGCCAAGCAUCGUUGAACAAGCAUAUUAUUAAGGAAGAGGCCAGGACCAAUGGUUAUGAGGUCAAUGGAAAUGACUCCGCGUCCAUCUCCAGCAAUGAGGCCGUUACCACCAUCCAAAGCGCUUCCCAGUCGACAACCCAGUCAUCACGGACGACAGUGUAUGUCUCUGAGACGGCUCGUGUUGUCAGACGCAAGAUCAUCCGUGAGCUAGAGGAUGUCACGACGACUUACUUUGAAAGAGUCGACCUCGAGGCAUACCUGGAGUUCAUUGGCGAGGAGCGUCUGCUUCAUAUGCCCCGCAAGGGCAGCCAGUGGGAUCGUGUACUAAAGGAAGCCGAGUUCUUCGGUAUCCAGCUGCACGAGUUCUCGCACUGCCUCAGGAAAAUCAUUCCCGAAUGGUCAGAUGUGCGCAACACUGCUCUGGCAAGUUGCUACAUCCUUCUUGAGCUCGGCUGCGAGCAAGCUGAAGCUUUGGAGCCUACCUUUAACACAUUUUAUGAACUUGGUCUUCUACUGUCUCAUUCUAUCCAGCUUCAUGACAUGUUUACGGCAAGCGAUGCCAUUAAACAUGAUCUCAGCUGUGUGUUUGACAGUCUCGUCCGCUUAGUCGGCGAUGUUGCCCUUUUCUACAGGCAACGUAUCAACCGCAUUUACAGCGGCUCCGUGACCAUCGACUUCGACGCUGAGUUUGGCACUCAAAUCGCUGAAAUCUGGUCUCGGAAAGAGCACCUCUUCAAUCACAUGUGGGAAUACAAGCUCCGCAGCAAAAGGUUGUCGCUUGAUAUCGCAACUCUACGGCAGCAUCUUCUUCCUUCUCGAGAGUCUGUGAAGUCUUUUGUUUACGGACGUGUUGCCGACCGCAAACUUCGGGUUGAGGGCACUUGUGAAUGGAUAGAGCAUGAUCUUCAUAGCUUCCUUCGCAGCGAUGAUGACAUCUUUACCAUUACUGGCAACGAAGGAUGCGGUAAGAGCCUGCUUGCUGCCUGGGUAAGGGAAAGGCUCGAACGGCCUUUUGACCGACAGCAGUUUGAAACUAUCUCGUUUACUUUCUCAAGUGACAUCCCCGAAGAAGCCUCGCCACUUGCCCUCCUCAAAAGUUUGCUUUCUCAGCUACUUGAGGUAAACGUCGGCGAUGUGGCCUUGUUCGAAAGAUUGGCUGUCAUCUUUGACCGUCGACCACCUGGCGAGGACACUGUAAAGCUCGAAAGCGACCUGUGGGAUGCGCUUAAGUUGAGCAUUGACGCUAUCAACAACAAGAAGACUAACCUAGUCAUGAUCAUCGAUGGCCUCGACGAAAUCAAUGGCGGUGCCCAGAAGGCAAGUGAAUUGCACAAGAAGCUUCACGAUGCCAUCAUCAAGCACAACAGAAUCCAAGCCAUUACUUUCUCCCGACCCAUCUCUCAUCUCGGAGGUAACCGCUGCAAGCACUUGGUCAUCACCCCUGAACAUGUUCGCGACGACAUCGAGGUAUUCCUCACCAGCAAGCUGAAGCGAAUCACAGCCUUUGCAUCCGAGAACGACCAGGCCAAGCGUGACCUCAUCAACAAGCUUGCCGACCAAGCCAAAGGCUCUUUCCUGUUCGCCUAUCUGGCAGUUAACCUUUUGUCCACUGGCCUCAAUUUCAAUACUUUUAAGGACACCAUGGCUCACUGCAAGAGCGAUGUCAAGGCUGUCAUGGCAGAGCUCAUUAAGAAGGUUAACAUCAAGGAGGAAUACGGCGAGAGCAAAACCUACAACCUGUUCAUCUUCAUGCUCGCCGCUCGUCGCCCUCUUACCACUGGCGAAAUGACUGACCUCAUGAGUAUUUCGUUGUCUAAGCGAACCGUCUCUGCCAACGCUGAUAUUUGGCAACCUAUUCGCAACACCCAGGGUCUCGUCGUUGUCCACCGCGGUACUCUGCGUUUCAAGCACUCAGUCGUCAGGAAGUAUAUCAACAGCCUCUGUGGAACUACACUGAUGAGUGUCGAGGACUCUCAUCGCCACCUUACUCUGGCUCUCAUGCUCUUCGCCAAGACGAAGUUCACACAAUCCUCCGAGCCAACUCUGGAGUGGCUUUCUGAUGACCUUGUUCACGAGUGCCUUCACUCUCAUCACAUUGCAAGAUACAUGCUGCACAACUGGGUCUAUCACUUCCGCAUGUCAUCCCUUCACGGCCAAAAGGAUAAGCUCAGCCUCACCCCUGAGUUUAAGGAGGUGUUCCCUGACACCACCUUCUUCUCCUUGUUGGAGUGGUCUCACUGGCAGUCGCAGUUCAGCCUGAAGGAGACAAUCGCGAUGCAAGAACUGAGUCUUCGCAUCCGAUCCAGCUGCUUCGGCGAGAAGCACCGCUCAUACCUUCAGAACCUUAUCGUGCUGGGAUCUCUUCAUAGACGCACAUCUGAACCCGUGUCCGCAUCUGAGUUCUUCUACAAGGCUUCAUGCGUUGGCCAGGUAAUCCUCUACAAGUUCAGUCCUCUGGUAAUUUCCUGCACAAACCUGUUCCUCACUUGCACGGAGAAGAUUACCAUCACCAAGCGGACGACUACUGUGACGUAUCGCGAGGAGAUGAUCAGAUUCAUGAUCGAGAUUUGCAAGAACAAGAAUGGCAAGCAAAGCGACGAUGUUAUCAAGUGGUACAAGGUUCUCGCAAAGCUCUACGUCGACAUCAAGGAAGAGGAGACGGCGAUGGAAAUCUACAGAGAGCUUCACGUCAUUGUCAUCGCUCGCUUCGGCAAGGGAUCCAAGAUGGAAUGCGAAAUCGCGGAAGAUGUUUCUGGUAUGAGUGUUGUGCUCCAGUCGAAGCCUGGUAAGCCCAAAGGUUUCAAGCACGCCGGUCUUCUCUUUGAUGCUGCUGAGGAGAUGUCCCACACCGACAUCCGCCGCAUCAAGAUCAUUCUCACUCUGGCUCGCACAUAUGAGGCUGAGCACCAGUAUGUCAUGACUGAAAGGCUUUAUGUCGGUCUCUGGCGGUCUAUCUUGGAGGCUUGCCGUCUCAAGGCUACAGUGGAACUUCAUCUUGAGAAGCUCAACAUUGCCCUGGAGUACAUUCAGUUCCUCAGGCGAAUCAAGCGUACCGAAGAAGCCUGCAACAUCAUGGUCUGUCUCUGGGCUGAGUACGACAACUACAAAUUCGAGUCCGAAACUCUUGUGAUUCGCUUCAAGGAGCUCGCCAUACUCGCAAAGUCUUUUGGUAUCAUCGACAUCUCCAUGUCCAUCCUCAGCAAGGUCUGGGGUUACUUCAAGUCGAAGAAGACAAUUGAGCAUGAGGAGGCGAUCUCCACCUCCGUCAUCAUCACCGAGGUCGUCGAAGAGAUCACUGAGACAAUCGUUGAGACCAAGACGACUACCACUGUUGUCGAGACUGUUACCAGAGAGGUCUGGGAGACUACAUAUGAGCGCUGCAAGACUGGAAAAGCCAGCAAGGGUUUCUUCAGCUCCUGCCUUGCCCUGAUCAAGCUCUACUUGAAGCAGGAGAACUGGACUGAGGCAGAGACCAUUCUCCGAAAGACUUUGGAAGUCACCUGGAAGGGUGUGUUGACCGCCGAUGCCAAGUUGACUAUCGAAGGAGAAUUCAUUUCGGAGCGCAUCCUCGUGGCCAGACGCCUUGCUCUCUGCUACCACAAGCAGAGGCAGUUUACCAAGGCGGAGGAGAUAUACCUUCGCAUCUUCAACGCGUGCUUCCACUCCCUCCAUGUGGAGAACCACAGUGUUCUCGAGGCUGCUGUGACUCUGGUUGAGUUUUACGAGGAGUACCACCGCCAUGAGAAGGUCAUUGACAUCUACAACAAGCUCCUGCAGCACUACCGCAAGCAUCUCAAGCGGGACCACCAGCUCACGAUUCAGACUCUCUACAAGCUUGCGGCUGUCUACCUCAAGCUUGGUCGGAACGAGGCCUACGAGUGCUACAGUGAGAUUGUGUCCAUCUAUACCCAUGACGGGUGCUGCCACGCUGGUGGCCUCGAGGCGGGUGUCAUCGUUCUCAACCACUACUACCUCGAGAAGCGAUGGGCCGAGCUGCAGAAGAUUUGCACAACUCUGUGGACGACAUUCAUCCACCACCAUCACGAGAUCAAGUUCACUGAGGAAAUGGUGGAAGUCAUUUACCAGCGCUACCGCUACGUCUUGGAGUUCCAUGCCAAGGUCGAGUUCACGGCUCUGUACAAAUUGACGGUUGAAUAUCGUGAGACGGUAACCAAGGUCUUUGGUGUGUCUUCUGCCAUCGUCCUCAAGGCCAUGAUCGCCCUUGCCGAGAUUUGUGAAGGCUCUGAGACGCACUACCAUGAGUCUAUCACCAUCUAUGAGGAGGUCCUCACCAGGACCAAGACUACGACUACGGUCAGCGAGACAACUGUCCGCACGAUGAAGAAGCGUCUGUCUAAGCUCUACGUGACCGUGAUCACAACUGGCAAGGUGACAACCACCACAACCAUCGAACGCGCCAUCGCAAUCGGCAUUGAGAUGUACGAGCAGCUCAGAAUCGAGUACGGCUGGUGGCACGAGACUACGCUCUUGAAGCUCCGGGAGGUCACGCUUCUCUACAAGAAACUUGGCACCAAGGAGUCUCAUUUCGCCAUCGUCCAGAUGCUGCAAGCCUCUGUCAUUGAGAUCAUCACAACGGUCACCGUCUCCACGACGCUCCAUGUUGCGGCCAAGACCUUAGCCGAGAUCUACAUUGCUGCCGGCAUGGUGCGCCACGGUAACGACCUUCUCCGCCAGCUUCGCUAUGUCCUUCUGUUCCCCGGCUUCGAGGGAGGAGAGAAGGAUGUCACCAUCAAGCUAUCGCACAAUGUUACCAAGGUGUCCCUCGUGUUCCUCAUCUCGUUCGAGCAGGCCCUGCACAUUGACGGUCCAGUGAAAUACAACUUCUCCGAAAUCAUGGCCGACGUGCUCUUGGAGACGAUUCUCUACGAGCAGUACAUGUCUGUCAUGUCCAGCUACACGGAGACCAGCAGCUUCGAGAUUGUCGUCGAGCACGCUGCCCGUCUCCGCUUCGUCUGGGAGUCUCGCGGCCGCACCGGUUUCGUCAACGUCCUCGACAAGAAGCUCUUUGCCCUGUUCACAUCAAGAUACUCUAAGCAUCUUGGAAACAAUACGGCAAACAGCCAGGCUAUCUCCGACUUCUAUGUCGGUCUGCUUCGCGAGAUUGGCGCGGGCAUCGCAUCCGAGAGGGACUCGAUUGACUUCAGCUUCGUAACCUGCAAGGCCGCAUACACGACCACCAAGAGGUUCAUGAAGGAGAGAGAAUUCUCCAGGGCCCAUGAGGUGGCGAAAUGCGCCUUUGGCUUUGCCAACUCCCAGCGCUUCUACCACUACAGCCGCAACAACGUUUGGGGUUACCGUCUGGCUGAGCUUCUGGCUGGCAUCGGCGUGGAUGGCUGGAAGUCUGCUGAUGCGGGCGUGCGAGAGGCUUCGCUCGCCACGAGCAGAAACGUGCUGCAGCUUGUACUCUCGGCCCUGAGAGAGAGCAAGAUCGAGUUCUCCAACAUGCGGCCCGAGGAUAUCAAGAGUCUCAUCUACCUUCUCGGCGAGCAGAAGAACUUUACGGAACUCGAGAACCUUCUCGUACUACUCUGGCAAUCCAGAGAGGUCCAGCGCGGCUCUGGCUUGCCGGACAGAGUCCUCAACAUCGGUUCUCUCCUGGUCGACGCCCACCUUUCUGCCGGGCAUAUCGACCAAGCCGUCACGCUCUGCGAUACGCUCUAUUACAACGUCCGCCAGUCCCGUGGCGGCCUGGACCCGCAAGCCCUCGAGCUCGCCAACCGCUUGUGCCAUCUCCUUUGCCGCGCCAACCGCGUCCGCGAGGCGGCACGCGUGCACCAGGACGUCGUGUGCGACUUGGACGAGCAUCUUCUCGCCACUCGCGGCGCAGACAAGGAAGAGCGCUUGCGCGUUGCUGCUGAAACCCACCUCGACGGCAUGCGGAGGUGCGGCUGGGCUUCUCGCGGCGACAGCGUGAGAACUACCAAGGAGGUGUAUGAACGACUCAAGGCCUACGGAAAAUUGAACACGCCGCCUGUCGAGCAGUGGGCUCCUCUGAGCACGGCGGAUGAGAAGAGGGAGGUGAACGCGGCCGCGACGUGGUCGAUGGAUUGGGAGCUCAAGGGGCAGAUUGAGGCAGAGAAGCCCAUCGUGAAGAAGAGGUACUCUGUUGCCUCGGCGAAGGAGAGAUGGAGGUUUUGGAGCCACCAGAGCAGCACGGAGAUGACUAAUAAUCAGUUGGUGUACUGA
Molecule: messenger RNA, 6219 nt
Organism: Colletotrichum truncatum
Lineage: Eukaryota; Fungi; Ascomycota; Sordariomycetes; Glomerellales; Glomerellaceae
Product: nacht domain protein
Molecular function (GO): protein binding
Source: RefSeq, a predicted model, not a curated record